This is a messenger RNA of Alternaria arborescens, 687 nucleotides long. RefSeq lists its product as hypothetical. The record is from RefSeq and is a predicted model, not a curated record. Gene Ontology annotation, molecular function: protein kinase activity; ATP binding. Gene Ontology annotation, biological process: protein phosphorylation. Bases 1 to 687 code for a protein of 228 amino acids. The transcript is spliced from 3 exons. NCBI's taxonomy places the organism in Eukaryota, Fungi, Ascomycota, Dothideomycetes, Pleosporales, Pleosporaceae.
AUGAUGGAAUCAACUGACAAGUUAGACAUCAAUCCUGGAAAUAUCAUGCUGACUGUGGACGAUGACAUUAUCCUGGAAAACUUCGAGAAAGCUGAAGUAGAGAACCCGUCACCGUUCAAAGUGAUUGACGAGACACGCACCAUUUACAGUUCCCGUGAGCUUCCUCAUCCUGCGGGUGGUCUUUGGGGCCAACCAGUCCUCUGUGACUUUGGAGAAGCGCGGAUAGGAGAUUCCCACUCCGGCUUAAUCCAGCCUGAGCUGUACCGUGCACCAGAGAUAAUUUUCGAGAUGGAGUGGGGCUCUAAGGUGGACAUUUGGAGUGUCGCCACGUUGGUGUGGGACUUGUUUGAAGAUGAGCAUCUAUUCGACGCCCAUGAUAACGAGGGCAACCCAUCAGAGACACAUCAUGUUUCCGAAAUGGUUGCAUACCUUGGAAUGCCUCCGCUCGAAUACACGCAAAGCAAUCAUAUGACAAAGAAGGUCUUCGACAAGCAAGGACACUGGACUGGUGGCUCCAAGGGUGUGACUAUCCCUAAGAUCUCACUCGAGGAACGAGUCUCGGUGCUUAAAGGGAAGGAAAAGGAAUUGUUUCUCGAUUUCAUACGCUCGAUGCUCAGAUGGCGGCCGGAAGACAGAAAAUCGGCGACUGAACUCCUGAAGCACCCAUGGAUGGCCGAUACUAUGUAG